GUUGUCGAAUUAUUACUUACUGUAAACAAAAAUGUUGAAACUCCAAUUUUUUCGUGUACAUUUGCCACUACUGAAGUGACAUUGUUUUUGUAUAGGAUGCGAACGAUUAACUAAAGUCUGUGUUCCAAUAAAAUAAAUUAGAAAAGACGUAAAUAUAUCGGUCCCAGUCAAAAUGGGCCAUGAUAUUCGAAGUUACGAUUUGAAAGUAGAACUAGCAAAAUGCUUCAAUGGUCACGGUAUUGUAUAUUUAGCCCAGCAUCUACCAUCGAAACAACAUGUUGCAAUUAAAAAGUUCCUGUUGGAAGAUGUUAAGAAUGAUUUCGGUUUAGUUAUGGAAGAAUCGAAACAUUUACGAGAAUUUAAUCAUCCCAACAUUCUCAGUUAUUACACCGCUUUUGUGCACAAUACAGAUUUGUAUUUCGUCCUACCGUUGAUGUGCUACGGAUCCUGCCGGGAUACAAUGAGUAAUUAUUUUGAAACAGGAUUCCCGGAGAUCAUACUGGCGUGUGUUUUACGAGAUGUUAUUCAGGGGUUGGAGUAUUUACACAGAAAAGGCUACAUACAUCGUUCCAUCAGAGCCAGUCACAUUUUCCUGAAUGAAUCCAGAGCCAUUAUCGGUGGUUUCCGAGUGUGUACCAGCUUCUUGGGUGAGGGUAAACGGGUGAAAAAUAUGCACGAGCUUCCUCCGCACUCCACCAAAAGCCUCAACUGGCUUGCACCAGAGGUACUUGCGCAGAAUCUUUUGGGUUAUACGGAAAAAUCGGACAUCUAUAGUUUAGGAAUUACAGCAUGUGAGCUUGCCAACGGGGUUGAACCCUUCAGCAACUUUCAAACCACAUUGAUGCUAACCGAAAAGAUGCGCGGUUAUCAACCACUCCUGUUGGAUUGCACAACGAUUCCCAGCGAAGAAGUUUUUGCUCAAGCAAUGGAUACCGGCGUUGGAGACAGCAGCUCUUCGCAAACACGGCAGAUAUACGCUUCGAGACAGUUUUCCGACGCAUUACACAAGCUAGCGGAACUCUGUUUGAUUUCUAAUCCGAAUGAAAGACCAAACGCUACGGAAUUGCUCAACCAUCAAGUCUUCAAACAGUGCAAACAUACAAGCAUACGCGAACAGUUUGCUGCAAAUGGGAUAGAGACUGCAGACUUCAACACGAUCGAAGACUUCGAUCUUAAUCUGUCACACGAAUUUGCCGGGAUGUCGAUGGACACUGGCGGAGACAUCUUUGAAUGGGAUUUUGGAGAAUCCUAAUCCUGUCGAUCAUUCCGGGUUCAACACAUUUGCUCAUCUCAAACAACAUGUUCACAAAAUCUCAUACAAAACAGGUCAAGUUAUAAUUUGUUCAUGUUUUAGUCAUUGUUACUCAGUUUUGUCUUCGACAAGGUCAUUUAAUAAAACUGCAAAUUAUUUAAAA
This is a messenger RNA of Toxorhynchites rutilus septentrionalis, 1415 nucleotides long. RefSeq names its product STE20-related kinase adapter protein alpha (gene Stlk). NCBI's taxonomy places the organism in Eukaryota, Metazoa, Arthropoda, Insecta, Diptera, Culicidae. Bases 173 to 1252 code for a protein of 359 amino acids. Gene Ontology annotation, biological process: protein phosphorylation. Gene Ontology annotation, molecular function: ATP binding; protein kinase activity; protein serine/threonine kinase activator activity. The transcript is spliced from 4 exons. The record is from RefSeq and is a predicted model, not a curated record.